AGCGCACAGAGGGGCCGUGAUGCUGCGCUGUUGGCGGAUAAAUGACUUCACUGUGCAGCGGGGCUUCACAGCAUGGGCAGGCUGCAGACAAACACACUCUCACACACUGUAGAUGUGCUGCACACUAACAGGCUGUGUUUUGGAUUUGUUUCAGUAUAAGAAGAAAAAUAUUCUAAAGUUGAAAAAGUAGUUUCCCCAUUCAGUGAAAGACAUUUAAUAUUCUGGAAACAUCUGAUGUUUUUCGAUGAACUAAGGAUCUACGCAGGAUCCCAAAAAUGGAUUUUACUUUUGAGGGGAUUAACCCGGCAAAUGUACGCGCUUUGCUGCUGGGGUGUGUGACCCUGCUGUUCUCCCUUCACCUGUGGCGCUGGAUCCGACAGCUCUCUGUACCCGGCCCCCCCGGUCCUUUCGCCUGGCCGAUCAUUGGGAACGCUCUGCAGCUCGGCAAAGCCCCGCACCUGUUCUUUGCGCGCAUGGCGGAGAAAUACGGUAACGUGUUCCAGAUCAAACUGGGCUCUCGCACCGUGGUGGUGCUGAACGGGGACUCCAUCAGGCAGGCGCUGGUGAAGCAGGGACCCGACUUUGCUGGACGACCGAACUUCACCUCCUUCCAAUACAUCUCCAACGGGGACAGCCUCGCGUUCGGCACCAUCACAGACUGGUGGAAGGUGCAUCGCAGGGUGGCUCAGUCCACCGUGCGCAUGUUCUCCACGGGGAAUCCGGACACUAAAAGGACUUUUGAGCACCACGUCCUGUGCGAGGUCAAAGUGCUGCUGCAGCUGUUUGUGAGGAAGACACAGGACCUGCAGUAUUUCCAGCCCUUGAACUACCUGCUGGUGUCCACAGCUAACAUCAUGAGCGCAGUGUGCUUUGGGAAGAGGUACUCUCACGAUGACGAGGAGUUCCAGCAGGUGGUGGGAAGGAACGACCAGUUCACCCAGACAGUGGGAGCCGGCAGCAUAGUGGACGUGAUGCCCUGGCUGCAGUACUUCCCAAACCCUAUCAAAACCAUAUUUGACAACUUCAAGGACCUCAACCUGGAGUUUAAUAUGUUCAUCGGAGACAAAGUUAUCGAACACCGGAAAACCAUCCUGUCGAGCACCAUCAGGGACAUGACGGAUGCUUUUAUUGUGGCCAUGGACCAAUUAAGAGACAAAUCAGGGGUCUCAUCCGGCGGGAAGGACUACGUGCCCUCCACUCUGGCAGAUAUUUUUGGAGCGAGUCAAGACACACUGUCAACUGCACUGCAGUGGAUCAUCCUUAUCCUGGCCAAGUACCCUGAGAUGCAGGUGCGUCUCCGGCAUGAAGUGGACAAGGUGGUGGACCGCAGCCGGCUGCCCACCAUCGAGGACCAGCCGCAGCUCCCGUACGUCAUGGCCUUCAUCUACGAGGUGAUGCGCUUCACCAGCUUCGUGCCGCUCACCAUCCCCCACUCGACCACCACCGACACCUCCAUCAUGGGCUACACCAUACCAAAGAACACAGUGGUCUUCAUCAACCAGUGGUCCAUCAACCACGACCCGGCACUGUGGUCCCAACCGGAGACCUUUGACCCCCAGCGCUUCCUGAAUGAUGGAGUCCUGGAUAAGGACCUAACCAGCAGCGUGCUCAUCUUCUCUCUGGGGAAGAGGCGGUGCAUCGGCGAGGAGCUGUCCAAGCUGCAGCUCUUCCUCUUCACAGCGCUGAUCGCCCACCAGUGCCACAUCACUGUGGACCCGGCCCAGCCCGUCAAACUGGACUACAAUUACGGGCUGACUCUGAAGCCUCAUGCCUUCUUCAUUGCUGUGACUCUGCGCGAAGAUAUGAGGCUGCUGGAGGCCGCCACCAGGCAGGAACCCACGGGGGGGGCCUCUUCAGACUCAGAGAAAAAAAAUAUAUAAGUUGGUAACACUAUGACACAUGUUUAUAAGGCACCUUAAACAGAACAGAAUGUGAUCAGUUUACAGCAUCAGAAUACUUUAUGUAUCUGGGGGCAAACUGGGAUUUGUAACAGUUGCCUCCAUUUGAGAAUUAAAUUAAAUUAAAAAAUUCAUACAAACAAGAGACACUAAAGUAAAAACUUGCAAUAAAAGAAACAUUACAAUUAUUAAAUCAAAAUAUUUAUAAAAACCUAAUAAGUUAAAGUCAAAAUGUGCGACAAACAGAUAGGAUACAUUUUUUUACAAAUAAAUAUAUAACAUUUAAGAUUAUAACAUUAUAAAGCAUUUAAUAACAAAUAAGGGAGGACUACGAUUACUCAUUGCUAUAAGCAGACCAUAACGCAUAAUGGAUAUGUUUCCAAUGCCUUAUAGACAUGGGUGUCAUAGAAAGUGUUACCAAAUAAAUCAAAAUGUAAAACAAAUGAAGGCUGAAACACAAAAGACUAAUGAACUAUAGCUCAUGUUUCUGGGCUGAAACCAUAUUUAUAAGCUGAAAUCUCAGGCUAUAUUCUGAUCAUGUUUAAGUAUUAUUAUGCCAGGAGGGGGGGGCGGAGGGGGGGUUCUGAUGUGGCAGAGGUGUGGAAGGACACAAGGACAGAAGUGUGUACAUGCCACAAGCAGCCAUUUACAAUCUGAGUUAGCACUUAGCAGUUAGCAUCUCUGUUUGAGUCACAGAGGCAGAUGACUGCAGUCAUCUGGAGUUCAGCCUUAAAGACCUCAGAACUGUCAGCACCGUGGUUACAGGAGACAUCAGCUGCUCCGACACACCCUGUGUGAUUUGAGUGUGAAAGGAUUGAAAGGUAGAACCCAUCAUGGUGUUGUCAUGACUAUGUUUCUGCUGUCGUAUUAUUAUUAUUUCUAAAGAUUUGGCCACAACUUUUUUCCUCUUUCAAACUCUAUCUAAUUCGAAUGUAAACCAUGAACACUGGAGAUUUUUAACUGACACGUUAUGUGCUACCUAAGACUUGUGAAUGAGCCCUUUAAACUAAAACAAAGUGCAGUACUAACAUAGUUUUUCACAUGCAGUUGUAAAGCUUAGUUACUCAGGAAUAACGCCUUUGAAAUGUCAAUACUAUUUUAAUUAUGAGAGUGAUCUGAUAUAUUCUGCUGUAGAUGCAAAGUAUAAAAAGAUUAAUAUUAGACCAGUGUUAUUUUGUCUUUGUGUUGGUCUAUUUUUGUUACUCAAAAAGGUUUUUGUUUCAGUUGUGUAGAGCGCUGCUGUAUGGAAAACCCCCGUCAUUUAUUCUCCAUGUAUAAGAUGCCAGUAACCUUUCUGUAUAUCAAUCCUCCUGCUGUUUAAAUUAAUGUUGGGGCUAAUUAUUGUAUUUGUGGUCGAAUUCUCCUCCUCAAUUUGCUGCUCAGCAUGAAAGACUAAUGCACUGACUGUAAAGGAUUGGAAACGAGCAUUUAAAAAAAAAAGCAAUGUAUUUAUUUUUGAAAUAGCAGAUGGAAUUAAAGUCCUGAUUUUUGUACGCCUAAAAAUAAUUAAAGUAUCAUUGAUUAUACACAACAAAUCUAUUGAUGGCAAUUUGACUUACAUUAUAUUUGUGAAAUGCACGCUGAUGGCAUAGUUAAGUUAGUAAAAAUAGUAAUUUCAUGUUCCCUUUUUCUCACAUGAUAAAUGUUAACUUCCACAUACCGGUUCUGUUGAAGUUUAGCAGGAACUAGCGUCGGUGUGGACUGUUGAAAUGACAUUUUGCGAAAGGUUGGCGUGGACACUGUCAUGCCAUAAAAUAUCAUGUAUCAAAUUAAUGUACAAUUAAAUAACAACCUUUUUGAAAAUCAA
This is a messenger RNA of Eleginops maclovinus (Patagonian blennie), 3705 nucleotides long. It is a transcript of the gene cyp1b1, whose product is annotated as cytochrome P450 1B1. Lineage: Eukaryota; Metazoa; Chordata; Actinopteri; Perciformes; Eleginopidae. Bases 276 to 1880 code for a protein of 534 amino acids. Gene Ontology annotation, biological process: progesterone metabolic process; hormone biosynthetic process. Gene Ontology annotation, molecular function: heme binding; iron ion binding; steroid 17-alpha-monooxygenase activity. The transcript is spliced from 3 exons. The record is from RefSeq and is a predicted model, not a curated record.